CACGGACGCUGGCCAAUAGGCAUGGAGACAUCCCCAGGCUGGACCAACCAGGGAGCCCAGCUGUGCCCGCACCGUUACUGGGGCCGGCCCUGGAGCUCAUGUCAGGGGAAGGCCCGGGCCUCCCAAUGUGGGACGUGGACUAGCUCGCGUUCUCCCAAUCGGUGCCCGGCGCUGCAAUUCAAACUGACAGUGGGUUGGAAAGGCAGAGAAAGCGGAAGGAGCAAAGACUGCGUGUUCGGUGUCAGGCUCCUUCAGCGCGGCCUGACCCUAACUAGCGGACACUGUCCCAUCCAGUCCCGGCCACUGCUCUCUGUGGAAGCGACCUCGGGGCGAUAGGCUGCAAGUUCGAGAGCUGAGGACGUGAGCACGCGUGCGGCCAGCACGAGCUCGGCGAGAGCGGCGGUGCAAGGAAAGGGCCCACGGCGGAGCCGAGCGCGGAGGACUGGAGAGGCGGCGAGGAGCGGGAGGGAGGAAUCAGAGCGCUCUGCGGGUGGAGCUUACGCAGGGAGUGGUCGGAGGCGAGGCUUUAAAUAGCCUCUAGGGACUGGGAAUCGCCGCAGAGGGCUGGGAGCUAAGUGCCUGGACCCUAGGAGGACCCUUUACUCUCCCCAUCUCAAACUCCACUCCCUUUUGCUUGAGUUAGAAGGAAGUAAAAUUUGCUCUUGCCACUCAACAAAUGUUAAUUUUACUUUUCCACUAGGAAAUCAGAACUCUUCCCAGUUUUAGGGCUUAAAAACUCGUGGCCUCAAGACUUGUUUUUUAGCCUAGUGAAAUCCAACUAAGAAGGCUAUUGCUCGUUUCCCCAUUAGAAAUUCCCUACGUAUCCUUUCUGGGACUGACGCUAUGUCUACCAGCAAUUGUAGUUUCAAGGACCGAUGCGUGUCCAUCCUGUGUUGCAAAUUCUGUAAACAAGUGCUCAGUUCUAGGGGAAUGAAGGCUGUUUUGCUGGCUGAUACUGACAUAGACCUUUUCUCUACAGACAUCCCUCCUACCAAUGCAGUGGACUUCAUUGGAAGAUGUUAUUUCACUGGAAUCUGCAAAUGUAAACUGAAGGACAUCGCAUGUUUAAAAUGUGGGAACAUUGUAGGCUACCAUGUGAUUGUUCCCUGUAGUUCCUGCCUUCUUUCCUGCAACAAUGGACACUUCUGGAUAUUUCACAGCCAGGCGGUUUAUGGUAUUAACAGACUAGACUCUACUGGUGUAAACUUCCUACUUUGGGGCAACUUGCCAGAGACAGAAGAAUGUGCAGAUGAAGAUAUGCUAGAAACUUCAGCAGAAGAAUGUAUCCGAUAAGUGGGAUUAUGAUGCAGCUCUAAUAUUUCUAUAAUCACUUUUUCUACUUAAAAUAUUUAAUGAGCCAAUUUUAACAUUGCUAGUAAAGAUUUGCCGGUGUUUUGAUUUUUUUUUUAAAUAUUUUAUUUUUUUUUAUUUUAUGUGUAU
This is a messenger RNA of Nannospalax galili (Upper Galilee mountains blind mole rat), 1440 nucleotides long. RefSeq names its product family with sequence similarity 72 member A (gene Rumy1). Gene Ontology annotation, cellular component: cytosol. The record is from RefSeq and is a predicted model, not a curated record. Bases 844 to 1293 code for a protein of 149 amino acids. The transcript has 4 exons. Lineage: Eukaryota; Metazoa; Chordata; Mammalia; Rodentia; Spalacidae.